UGGUAACCAGUGUCACAAAACAGUAUGUGUAUUGUUUAAUGAAACACUAGUUUGUUCUGUAAACCUUCAUCUAAAGUACAAUUUAAAAAAAUAAGUACAGAGAGUACAGCCGCUUCCACUUACUGAGCACUUGCUGUAGGACAUACAGCAGCUGUCAAGGUAGGGUGUGUCUCCAUUUUAUAGAUGAGGAAAUGGGCUGUGAUAAAUUGUUUGAAGUCCAGUGGAGGUAUGUAUCAGUUAGCUAUUGCUGUAUAACAAACCAUCCUAAAACAUAGUGGCUUAAAACAAUAAACAAUUAUUAUUGCUUCCAAGUCUCGGAGUCAACAUGGUGUUUCUUCUGGUCUUAGCUGGGCUUACUCAUGUGUCUGCAGUCACCUGUAGGCUGUGUGACUCUCCUGAUCUUUACUGGGGUAGGCUGGCUAUUGGUUUGUCUAGGAUGGCCUCAGCUGGGAUCACUGGCUCUCUUGUACAUGUCUCUCAAUGCACAUGUCUCUCAUUUCCUUCCAGCAGGCCAGCCAUGUUCUCAUGGCACUGGCAAGGAGCAAGAGGGCAAGCCCCCUUUUUAAUCUUCUGUUUGCUUCCUGUUUGCCAGCAUCCCAUUGGCCAAAGCAAGUCACAUGGCUAGGCCUUGCAUCAAAGUCGGAUGGAACUACAAAGUUAGAGGGCAAGGUGCUGGAUACAGCAAGAGACCAUGGGUAGGGAUCAUGAAUGUCAUCAGUCUAACACAGGACACAAUGAUCAUUUUUAACUGGAAAAGAAAGGCUUCACAGAAGAGGGUACACUAUAGCUGAGUACUGAAACAUGAGAGUAUUCACUAAGCGGACAGCUGUUGUUUAGAACUGGACGCAGGCCGUUUUGCCACAAUCAGUAGAAACCCAGCAGGUCUUUCUGUCCUUAGGACAGACAGGGUUUUAUUAUUUGUAUCUUGGCUUCAUUCCUUUUGGUCAAGCACAGGGCAGCAGGCAUACAACAAAUGUUUGUAGAAUUGAAUUGAAUAUCUUAGUGUGAAUGAGGUGUGGACUGAAACAGCUGAACCUUGGAGCCAAUUGUUAGAAAGAACAGCUUAGCAUCAACUCUCCCAAAACAGAAAUUCUUGUAUUUGGCAGUUUCUCAUUCACUCAUCCCACAAACAUUUUCUGAGUGCCUGUUGUAAGCCAGGUUCUGUGCUGAACAAUCAAGAGGACACGACACACACCGACAGCCUGGGCUACUGUUUAAAUGGACAAGACUAAUAACACUUUCCAACUGGCAAAUUUAUCCAGCUACUUGGGGCUCCAUUUUUAAUGCUAACUAAUCCAGAAAAAUGUAUCAGGAGCUGGUGCUACACAAAAUCAGAAGUUCUUAGGAACUGCACUGACGUUCUCUGAUGAUCAAGGAAGCUAAGUGGUAAAAAUCUACCCUCAGAUACUUUAAGCUAAAAUCCAUGUCCAGUGGUACAGAAUCUGGGGUCCUAAUCCAGGAUUUACCUAAGACCUAGGGCAGAAAGUUCUCAGGUAGAAAAGUAUACAGUCCUGCUCAAAGGCAUCAAGCCUCUUGCAGGUGUUGAAGUGGGAUGGGCUUCUGUUUGGGUAAGAACAGAAGCCAGGGUCUUUUGUACAAAAGAAUGUGUUUGUUGACUGCCUGUCAAUUUGACAUCUGAAGAUUCAGGUCUCCCUAGUCCACAGCCCAUGCCCACCAGGCCAGUCCAGCACUUUGCAGAGAAUUCAUCUGCGAAAUGACUCAAACUGGCACUUCCCCAAAGCUCAGUUGAGACUGUUUUUUGAAAAGAUGGCCAUUUUCUAUCCCUCUAAACUUGUUAAAACUCUAUCCUUGCAUAAGUUAAGUCACCAAAAAUUGAUGGAGUUAAUUGUACUAAUUAAGCUAAAACUGAAUUACAAGUUACUAGAUCCGUGGUUUUUAACAGAAAUUCCAUUUUAAGAACAUUUGCUGAUUUGUCUUUGCAUACAGACUAUCUGCUGCUUUGAAUCAAAUGAUGAGAACAGCAUAUUCCAAGGUUUCUGUUUUUUUGCUUUGGCUGCCAGGAAUUUCAAAGCUAAAUAUAGGCUGAGUUUCCUAAAUUCCCUGGUAUCUCUCUCUCCUCCUUUAAUCUGGCUUCUAAUCUUUUCCAUUUUAAAUUUUCUACAUCCGCACUGUCCAGAACAUGUGGCUAUUGAGCAUUUGACCUACAGCUAGUCCAAAUUGAGAUAUGCUGUAAAUAAUAAUUCUUAAUAUUGAUUAUGUUGAAGUGAUAUUUUGGGUUAAAUAAUAUAGUAAAACUUUGUGUCACACACAAAACCCCUUAGUAAAGUUUGCUUUCAGCUCUCUUUUCCUCAGGUGAGUAGUGUUCUCCUGGCUCUUCCUAGUCUCCUGCCAGAUCUGUUCUAGGCUUUACUUAAGCUAACACUGGAAAGCAUCUGAUGAGACAAUUCACACCACAUUGUAAAUGACUGGUAACAUUGUGUUCACCCCUCUUCUUAGGGGGUAUUUCAACAGGGAACAAUCCCUGAACCCGAAGGAAUGAAUCCCUAAUGGUGGAAUUUCAGGCCUCAGUGACAGGUGAGUGAGAGGUAGAUUGGUUUUAUGUGUUUAUGUAUGUUUGACUACGUUCAGGAUGCGGCUGAAAGUAGGGUCUUUGGAUGAAAGGUAAUGAGGUAGACAGAGCUGGGUCAGACUGCAAAGGGCUGUCAUCCAGUGUAGGCCCUUAGGGGUUUGUUAAGCAAUAGAGAGCCCAACUGAUGUCACCAGAGGUUAGGUAACAAGACAGUCUUCCUGGUAACUACAGUGAAGUAAAAGAAAGGGCCUCAGUGUAGGAAUCAGACCAUGUUUGCAGUCCACAACUGACUCACUGGCUUAACUUUGGGCAAGUUCCUUCACCCCUUGGGUUUCAGUUUCUUCAUCUGGAAAAUGGAAAUAGGUGUUCUAUCAAAUGAGGUUUAAGAGAUGUGAUAGUGCUGUGGGAAACAGGCCAUUCUCUACAAAUGCAAGGAACCGGGAUUAGUAUCUUAAAAUGGAAAUGUAGUUGAGCAGGCCUGGAGUAGUGGAGAUUAGAAAGCAGGGGCCAAGGGCUAUGGGGAGGACUAAGGGAAUUACGUCCCUUAUACCUGGAACACCAGUCCUUCUUUAUCUUUGCAGGCUACACUCGGACUCCCAGGGCCCAUGCUUCCACAUGACAUGAUGGCAUGAGAUAUGAACAGACGGGACUAUAUGAAGACUUCAGUGCAGGAGCCUCCCCUUGACUACUCCUUCAAAAGCAUCCACGUCAUCCAAGACCUGGUAAGUGAGGAGCCAAGGACAGGGCUCCGACCACUGAGGCACUCUAAGUCGGGGAAGUCAUUGACUCAGUCGCUGUGGCUGAACAACAAUGUCCUCAAUGAGCUGAGAGACUUCAGCCAGGUGGUCUCACAGCUGCUGGAGCACCCAGAGAACCUGGCCUGGAUUGACCUGUCCUUCAAUGACCUGACUUCCAUUGACCCUGUCCUGACAACUUUCUUCAACCUGAGUGUCCUCUAUCUCCAUGGCAACAGCAUCCAACGCCUUGGAGAGGUAGAUAAACUGGCUGUCCUACCUCGGCUCCGAAGCCUGACACUCCACGGGAAUCCCAUGGAGGAAGAGAAGGGAUAUAGGCAAUAUGUGCUGUGCACCCUUCCCCGUAUCACCACAUUCGACUUCAGUGGGGUGACCAAAGCAGACCGCACCACCGCUGAAGUCUGGAAACACAUGAACAUCAAGCCCAAGAAGGUCCGGAUCAAGCAGAAUGUACUUUGAGUUCCCAGGACCCUAGCAGUCCUAAAGGCCUGAAGAUGGUCAGCUUGGUCUGAUAAUAAAUGAUUUGAGCUGUUCAGCAGAUUCGAAGUUACUCGUAUCUUGUAGAGAUGCCCUCCUACUAAAGCAACUUCCAGAAGCUCUGAUCUUACUUCACUGAAACAGAGAGGCAGACCUGGGUUUGUUGCAUGGCCUUGGAAAAGUUAGUUAGUCUCUCUGGAUCUCUUUUUACUCUUCAGCUCAGAUAUGCUGGGGUUAGAGCUAAUCAGUAUUUCCAAACUCUUCACAAAGUAGAAAGGUUCUGCAGAAAUGCCUGAGGCCUCUGUGAUGGCAGGCCAAGAAGACGGACUGUGAUCUCUAAAUCCUCCUCAA
Molecule: messenger RNA, 4113 nt
Organism: Trichechus manatus latirostris (Florida manatee)
Lineage: Eukaryota; Metazoa; Chordata; Mammalia; Sirenia; Trichechidae
Gene: LRRC51
Product: leucine rich repeat containing 51
Exons: 4
Coding region: 3166-3744 (192 amino acids)
Molecular function (GO): protein binding
Source: RefSeq, a predicted model, not a curated record